Molecule: messenger RNA, 480 nt
Organism: Beta vulgaris subsp. vulgaris (sugar beet)
Lineage: Eukaryota; Viridiplantae; Streptophyta; Magnoliopsida; Caryophyllales; Amaranthaceae
Exons: 1
Coding region: 1-480 (159 amino acids)
Source: RefSeq, a predicted model, not a curated record
AUGGCCAAACAAUGUAUCUGUGUGAACUGUGGUUUCCGGCAUGAAGCUGCAAGUGAUAAAAAAUCGUCAUCUAAACCACCCCACAAAACCAAGGAAAAUCCCUUCGCAGCUCGAGGGAGAGAGGAGUUUUCAGAGCUAAUGGCGAAGGUUGAGGCGAAGAAGCAAAGGAUCUUAAAGCGAAGUGGGACAGACAACGCGUUGAUGGUUCGUUUUGUGCACUCGAAUGAUAAUAAGCUAAAGCCGGUCAUCAUUAAGGCGAAGAGUGAUAUCGGACUGAAGAAUAACACAAGCGCCGCAGCUGCAGCUGCAGCUUCAGUUGCAGCAGUUGCACCCACUUCAGUGCAGGUUUCAGCUGUGGAUAAAACACAAGAGAAGCUGAAACUUGACUAUUAUCUAGUUGCUACUGUGAUCUCAGCAAUGCUUCUACUAAUAUUUUUGGAAAUAUUAUGGAAUUUGAGUGCAGCAGCCAGCAAGAGAUAA